GUUUUAGAACAUAGGAGACAAAUUUUAUGGCAAACCGUCGAACGAUGAAUAUCACGAAAGAAUAGAGAUACUAUUCAAUAGUGUGGUUUACAUAAUAAAGGACAGGAUGUCUUCGAUAGGAAAUGUAGCAGCAGGAGAUUCGUUUUACUAUCUGUAAUAUUCGUUUGAACGACCUUCAUCAGUAAAAAGUCACGGCGGGUUUCACGUACUGCUAGGAGUUUUCGCAGUUGUGUGUUCGUUGCUAAUGUUAACUUGCUUGUUACUCUUUAACAGGCUUCACACAGCGAACUGAACGGUUAAAAAAUAGUUUUUAACCAAAAUAUCAUUGUGCCUAGCAGUCUGUAUCUGUAUCAUGGAAUAUUUGGCACCUCUUUCCUCAUCGUUGUUUGUAAUACGAAAUGCCGAACACGUGUGCAUUAACAUGGAGAACAUUCAACGUUUAGUGGGAAUGGUAUGCGAGAAGUAUUGCCCAUUUGAUUUGAAGUCUUGGAUCAAUCAGGAACUAACCCCUAGUGUUGCUGACGAACGAUCAAUUGAAUGGAUAUUUGUGACUUCUUCACUCAAUUUUUCAUUUUGGAGUAAGAGUCAGGAUAGUUUUGAAGUGUUAUAUUGCAACAAAAUUUAUACGGGCUAUUGGGCCCUCUGUGCAGCAGUUAACCGAGCUAUCGAUGAAGGGGUAAACUUGUUAAAUCCUGAAGUAUAUCAAACUGUGACAGAGGAACAAUUGAGACAUAUAUUUCGUUCACAUACAGCUGAGCCUAUACCAUUAUUUGAUGAAAGAUUAAAUGCUCUAAGAUGUGCUGGGAAAACUUUACUUGAGAAUUUCGAUGGGUCAUUUAAAAAUGCUCUGUCCUCGUGUGAAAAUUCUGCGGCAAAGCUUCUAAAGUUAUUGUGUGAUUAUUUCCCUUCUUUCCGCGACUAUAGUAUAUACAAAGGAAAACACGUGUCAUUCUUAAAACGUGCUCAGAUCUUGAUUGGUGAUUUGUGGUACUGUUUUGAGGGCAAAGGGUUGGGGUAUUUCCACGAUAUAGAUGAGAUUACUGCGUUUGCCGAUUACAGGUACCAUCUUUCCCUACGUACAAAAUAUCAUUUAGAGUUCCACAAGUGUUAUAUUAUUUUGGUGCUAUAGAAUACAGUGAGGAUUUAACAAAAAGGAUACGCAAUGGUAUUUUUUUAUAUAAUUGUGGAUCGUGUUCAUAAUAGUUUUUUGUAUUUUUAUCUGUUUUAAAUCUAUUGCAUUUAGACUUAAUUCUUAGUACUUAUUUUUAGACACGUUACGUUGCAUACUUGAUUUUUCAGUCCAGUGUGUUCGAUUGUAAAGCGGUUCACCAACUAAAUUACUGAGACAACGGUAAUCAAGCAAUUACAGUGGUUUUAUUGUUGUCACAAACAAAAACGUUCCUUUUUAAAUUAUUGAACAGAAGUUAUUAAAAUUCAAAUAAAGUCCAUUCAAUGUGUCCUUAAUAUGAGUAAGUCUUUGAAUUCAACCAUUUUCACUACGUUGGAUAUCAAGGUUAAGAAAAUGAAACUUAUUGUCCUGCUCAUGCUUCAUUGUAAAUCGCAUAUUUGAAUGUACAUGGUUAAGAAGAUUCAGCACGUUUGUAACGAUUGCAGUGAACGAAUGUAUUAUUAACAUACUUGACAUACAGAGCUUCCUUGUUAAUUAUCGUUUUGCAUUUCUGUUCCAAGUCGGUCAUUAAUAUAUCUUCCACUAUUGAACCUAAUAGACUCCCCAUAUCGACUGGAUCAACUUGACGUUAUGAGGCGUUGUUGAAUGGGAAUUGUACAUCUUUUGUAGAUAUUAGUAAAAGCUUUUAUGAAGUCAUUCUUUGUUAGACAAAGGUCAGUGUGUUCGUACAUAUUUUCUAUGGCUUCAAUGAAAUUGCAGUGGAAAAUCAUGUCAUCAAAUGAAAUCAAGCAGUAAAUGUUGGUGACUAGUAUCAGACCCCAUUAAAAUCCCAUAUCUUUUGGCAUCAACUAAACUAAAAUUUGCAAACGCAUUCCGUGUGUUGUUUUUGUCACAUCGAUGUCGUCGAACUUCAACUGUGAGGGAUUAAAUCCUAAUUUCCUCUUAACCGUACAAUUUUCAACUUAUAUUUUGAAAUAUCCUAAAAAACGCAGUAAAUAGUUGUUUGAGCUACUUAUGUAUUCUUCAUCUAGGUGAAGAAAUUGCAAAUGGAAGCGAAUUAGAAGUUGAAAUUCGAGCAGCGACAAUACUAGCUGUGCAUGUAAGCGAUUCCCAAAUUUUUUGAUAAACAAUGUAUGUAAUAUUAAGGUAAAAUUCUGAAAUCAUCCUAAGGUAACUACCGAUUUUAUCAAAUUAGAAUUGCUAUUUCAAUGUUUUAGGGAGAUGUUUCCAUAUUUUUAAACUUGGAGAAGUAGCUGUAAAAUAAAAUGAUGCACUGUUUAGAAAUAGGGUUGAUAUUCUAUGUUUAAACUGAAUUACUAGUUACCGGUAUUCACUUAUAUUCAGUCUAGUUCAAUUUAUACGUCGAAUGUCUGGUCACAUUUACAUCACACUGCAUUUAUGGACAUAUAAAUGAUAUAUAUCAGUCAUCAAUUAUUCUGCCGCAAGAUAGUUUUUGAGUUAGUAUUUAUAUAAUAUUUCUGUGAUCAUUUUAUAUCUCAGUACACUUGAUAAACGGUUUUCAAUUUACUGGUUGUUCGUUGUAAUAUAAGACCGAUAAUUUGCAAAGUUGGUAUGUAUGGUAUUUUUAUUUGCACCAAUUCAUGGCUACAAUUUAUAUACCUACUCCUUAACGAGAUGAUUGUAGUUUCAUGUUACUGCAUGAUCUUUUGUUUGUUCCCAUUAUAGCCAGAUAAGGAAGUGUAACAAAGAAAGAUCUUGUUUUUACUAAACCUGUUCUCACGCUUGACAUUGACUAAGAAAGCUGUAUUCGGUCAAUUGGGUGCCUUUGAAAAUAGAUAUCGAAUUCCAUAAAUGCUGUCUUAGUGGCUAAAGAGUUGGCCUUUCAAUGAGUUUAGACCUCGUUCUACUUAUUUACAAUCCAUCAGGUAGUAAUACUAGCGUAAAAAUCAAGUGGAUAAAAAUGUAUUUGGUGAAUUAGUAACACCCUGUUAUCACUUGGUCUUUAAAAGAGGUGAUUCCCUAAUAGUUUUCUGUCACAAAGUUUUUUUCUCUCGAGCUGUAUUUUAGACAUUCGAUUUAACAGAAAAGAUUCAGUUGCUAAUUCUUUUGCCAUGGUACAUAUCUAUUAUAAAGUAGAAUGUAUUCUAGAAUGUUCGAAAAAGUUGGACAAAUUAUUUUGAUAACAUGUUUAUUUAUUUUCACUAAACCUGUUUGAUGAAUUUCUCAUACAUGUAUCCUUACUAUACAAUAGAAAACCCAUAGAGUCUCUGGAAAGUGAGAAUUAUUGCAAAGAAUAUUUCACAGUUAAUAUUGUAUCUAUUUUCUUCUUUCAGAAUAUUGUCAAGUCCUUAAAUAGUAAAAAUAUUAGUUGCAAUUCAAUUGUGGUGGACAAUUUUCUUUGGAAUUAUCGACGUUCUCAUGCUGAUGAAAUUGAUGCCAAAAUUCCAAUGCAUAGGACACGUUGCAUAUACUAUUGAUUAUAUAAAUAUGAUACUCCAUGUAAACACAUGUAAUGGACAUUGCGUUUAAACCGAAAAUAUUGUUUAUAUUUUUGCAAUAAAUUAUUAGGACUUGAGAAUUAUCGUCCAGUUUUCAGAGGAGAAUUUUUGCAACAGUUGCGGAUCAAAUGUAUGGAGGACAUAAAGAAAUGAUUAUAUUUUUAAAAACAUUUCAGUCAUUAACAGUGACUAAUUAACAUUCCUCCCAGGAAUCUCGUAGGUUAUCCGUAUUUGAUCAUGUGUCAUCAAAGCAUUUCCCGCAUAAAUCGCGACAACUGAGCGGACAGUAGUGAGACUAGGCAUUAGGUACAAGGUUAAGGUGAUAAACCGGCUCAUGAGGCUGCUAUUCUUUGAAUGAGGUUUUUGUGAUGCAUAUUACAUAAUAUACCACGAAGAAUGUUAGGAACGCCCGAACCAGCACUUGACACCAAGUCAUUAGCUAUUGAUCAUAAGUAUUUUAGUAAGAGCAGAGUAUCUAAAAGGGAUCUGUGUAUGUACAUUGAGUAUGUAUAUUGAGUGAUGCAGUUCAAAUGCAUUCCUUGUCUUCCCUGAGAUCCUGAGUAUUAAAAUUGUUUUAUUCACAGAAUUAUUUGUCUCUUCCUGAAUCAUGUUUUCUAUACUUAAUCUUUCCUACUGCUAGUGUUCCUACUAUUUUGAUAUUCUUAAUUUUUCCUUGUGAUGAUUUGGUUUGGCUACUUAAACGAAUGUAGAUUCGUGCUACUUUCCUUGUUGUUUUUGUCUACCUAACUGGUAAUGUUGGUUGACCUUUGCCAGGAAGUAGUCAAAAUUCUCAAUGAUAAGUAAGGCCAUAAACAGUUCUGUCCUAAACAUGUUCAUAUAUUAAUGAGUCAUGUAACAUGAAAUUUAUUCAACUUAUGUCAUGUGAUCAAAUGUGUGUAGUAUAUGUUGUUGUUAUAAUGUUUCAAUGAGUAAAUAACUAAGGUCAGUUUAAUCGUUCUACUCGUCAU
Messenger RNA from Schistosoma haematobium, 4556 nucleotides. RefSeq lists its product as uncharacterized. The record is from RefSeq and is a predicted model, not a curated record. Lineage: Eukaryota; Metazoa; Platyhelminthes; Trematoda; Strigeidida; Schistosomatidae. The coding region runs from base 353 to 1129 and encodes 258 amino acids. The transcript has 7 exons.